This is a messenger RNA of Lolium rigidum, 2424 nucleotides long. RefSeq lists its product as uncharacterized. The record is from RefSeq and is a predicted model, not a curated record. NCBI's taxonomy places the organism in Eukaryota, Viridiplantae, Streptophyta, Magnoliopsida, Poales, Poaceae. The transcript has 7 exons. The coding region runs from base 239 to 991 and encodes 250 amino acids.
CCCUCACAUUGCGCCGCCGCCCGCCGCUCUCUCCCUCCCGAGAGGAGAGAAAACCUCACCUCCCCGACGCCACCGUCGUCCUAUUCUCCGUCCGAGCACGGGAGCAGAACCGCCGCGAUCCUCCCCAUCCUCCUCGUCGAAGACCGGAGCCCGGAACUUCCUCGAACGGCAUCGCCGACGUCGUCUUCGUCCGCCCGAGAGGAGCGCACGUCGUCUACCUCGUCUUCGUCGAGCCUGUAUGGAUUCAUCGGCCGCAGCACCUAUGUCGAAGAACAGGCCCUGCGGGAAACUUGAGGCCAGAGCAUUGAAGGAUAGGCAGAGUGUUGUCUUAGUCGUUCUGUUUAGACAAAACGGGAGAGCCAGUUUAGGGUCCGGUUUUGUAAUCAGAAGUGAUAAACAGGCAAAUCAGUCUAUUAUCCUGAGUUGUGAUCACAUUCUGGGCAGAGUGGCGGCUACGGAUAGGCUGUAUGUAAGAACAAUGGUGGCGGAGGGCAUUGAGGAGCUACCUGCGAGCAUUAUAUACCAAAAUUUUGCCAUGGAUGUGUCUAUACUUAGAGUUCCAGGAUUACUGAGUGUGCCCCCACUACAUUUUGCUCCUAACUGCCUCCCAGGAGAUCAUGUCAUGGCGGUUGGUUAUGGCCACCCGAUCGCUUUGGACCCAAAUUCACCAGACACGCCCUUUGCUGGUUUCAACAUUACCAGGAUGCCUGCUACAUCCCCAGGGUUUGUCAGGCCCGUGGGAACAAUUUACAAGACGACUUUCAAUGACGUCAAACUUAACCACGUAUCUCUAGACUGUGUGGUAAUAGAUGGUAUGUCUGGUGGUGCUGUCCUAUCAUUGAAUGGUGUUAUCGGGCUUAUCGUUUCAAGUCGACGCGGCGAAAGUUUUGCUGUUUCCUGUGAUACAAUUCUGCAGGUCUUGAAACACAGCAUUGGUCUCGAUCUCCGUGUUCCUAUGACUAUGGAGCAAGUGAUUAAUUUGAUCAGAUGAUGCACUGGCACUGUGUAAAUAUAGCACAAGGGCUCCCUUGCCUGUGAGAUGGUAGCCUGGAGCCAACGACCGGUACACAAGAGGUAGAAACCUGAAAUGUAUCACCUAAAUUGCAUGCUCCACAGUUGGAAGUGCAUUAGCUUUUGUAUAUACAUGAGGCAAAUAACACAUAUAAGAAUGUACAUUAGUUAUCUUCUAUAAAUACUUUAGAGCACAAACAUGGACCUGUUGGGGUUAGCCCCGACAACAUCUCUAGCCCCCUUCAUGGAUGCCUAGAAGGUUGCAUUAAACUGUCUUUCUAGUACUUGCUACUUGAAGAAAAACUUAAACUGAGGGAUGAGCAUAAUAACAAUUGCAUGUCUGUUAGAAUACCCGGUUUUAUGGUAGGAUUGGAUUUGUUAGAAUUGAUUGUUCUCUGUCCUAUAAAUUUGUUUGAUCACACAUCUCUCCUAAUUUCACUAUACGGUACCAAAGAGGUUAGAUAAUUUUAGAGUUGGGUUUGAUCCCUUGACAGUCUGUUUUACAGAAAAAAAUGAGUUGGGACAAUCUUGAGCAAAAGUUUGUUAGGCUUGUUAUAGACCAUUAUUGGCAAGUGUGUGCACUAUCUUAUCAAUUUUAUGUUCUACUGUGCUAUUCGUGACUCUGUUGAGUAGAUUAAGGUGAUGGAUGAAUAUUGCAGCCUUGCAGGCAACCGUGGGGUUAAAUUCGUUGUCGAUAGAAUUAAUAUUUCCUUAGUCUUAUGUUGGUGCCUCAUUAAGCUGGUUAAUUUGCGUGAGCACUCUCAGUAUUACUUAUCAUGUAACCGGAGGAAUGAAAUGGAGCUGGAAACCAAAUCUUUGCAGUCGGUACCUUUCACUAGAAUAUCCGAUCACCCGCUGUUGAAAAAUGUUGCAUGUAUUUAUACUCGGGUAAUGGGUCAAGUUGGUAAAGGAGCAGAUCUUGAAAUCUGAUGGCCGGGGGAUUGGUGAGGUGAACCAGGAAGAUUCCUUUGGGUUCAGUUGUAAGGUGUCCAGGGAAUGGGGCAAUCAUGACGUGACUUGUGUUUUUCGCGAGACCUUGAUGGAGAGCGUGGACUGCCACUAUCGAAAGAUGCAGCAUGAGGAAAUCCCAUGUGGUUUGUGAUUUGCGGAAAGAGGUAUCAACUGAUAGGUACAUCGACUGUAUGGAUGCUGCUCCUCACGGGAUUCUCAAGUGUUUGUCACCCUGAAGUUACUGGAACAAGGGCUUCUAUAUCGAGGGAGAUGUGGUACCAGUGAUGUUACAGAUUGCAGCGUGUUUUUUUUGUGAGAUUGCUGCUGGUCUCUAUAUGGGUUUACAUAACUUUGUUUAUGGAAGUUCUUGCGUAUGCUGUAAACCCCAAUCUUUGGACGUAUGGUGACACCUGCAUCACGUGAAUAUGAUUGAAUGGAAACCGCUAACCAAUUAUGAAACAA